CCCCUGGCGGGCCGGGUCGGUGCGGUCGCAGCCCGCUCCCAGUGGACGGCUCGGGGCGGCGGGCGGCAUGUACCGGGGCAGGGGCGCGCGGGCGGCCGAGCCCGGCUCCCCGGGGCUCAGCACCGCGCAGCUCCGCGGCCUGCUGCAGGACGAGCCGCAGCUGAAGCGCAUCGUGCGGCUGAGCAUGAGCAGGAAGUUUCAGAGCUUGCAGCUGGAGCGGGAAACGUGCCUGGCUUCGAACUAUGCCCUGGCCAAGGAGAACCUGGCCCUGCAGCCGCGGCUGGAGAACAGCAAAGCCUCACUGGCCAUAAAGUACCAGGAGCUGCGGGAGACAAGGGAGGCGUGUCAGGAAAAGCAGCAGCGAGUGGAGACCUGCCUGAGGAAGUGGAGCCCACAGCGCGCCCUGAGCCAGCUCCAAGCUGCUCUGGAUGCAGCCGAAGCGGAGUCGGAGGCGCAGGUGGCGAUGUUCCUGGGCCAGGAGCUGCCCCUGGAUGCCUUCCUGGAAUUCUUUCAGCAGAGCCGGAUGCUGUCCCAUCUCCGCAGGACACAGGUGGAGAAACUGGAGCAGCUCCUGCGGAAGGAGAAGCAGCCCAGGUGGCUCCCCACGUGCUGCGAGGGGCAGCGAGCUGCCCCACUGAGCCCAGCCCGAGCCCAAGUUGCCCUGGUGCAAAACGCAGCCUCUCCCAAGAUGUUCCAGCUCCGCUAUGGCUACAGCCCUGCCCUGCUGGUCCCCUCUGACGCCAUCAUACCGUUCCCUGUGCCCGUUGCCCCUCCCAGCCGAAACCUGCCUCCCCUGGCCUCUUGCUCAGGCCAGUCGCCACCGUCUCACUCCAGCAUCCCAUGUCUGGGCUCCCCUCUGCGUCUGAUUGGACACAUCCCCCUACUCAGCCCGCGGCCUUUCCGCGUGCAGCAUGCGCACCUGUCCUACCCACAGAAGCAGGAGCCGCCCCACCGGUAACUGUUGGGACGAUGAGAUGUCCUCAGACCCGCGUCCUUGACAUACCAGCCGACCAGCGCACGUGAGCGUCUUGUGCUAGAGAAUGAAUGUGAACCAGACACUGCCCUCGCCUCGGCUCGAAGGCGUCGUUCACUCCACCCUGGGUUCUCAGGAAGUCUCCAUGGGGCGCUGCAGCCUGCGGGGGUGAUGUAAUGAACUGCUUCAGGAUGCAGCUAGCAGUGGGGUCUGUGUGGCUGCCACGUGGCCAGAGGUGGGAGCAUCAGAGGCAGCCUGGCAGUGGUUAAUUAUAAUGGGGAUUUCCCAAAAAGCUGGGUGCUGAAUUCUGGCCGGUAUUGCAUGGGGGCGUCUGAUUCUGCAGCAGGCGAGGGGGAGUUCAGGCUGGGGCAAGGGGAGGUUGUCAGAUGGCAGUGUCAGUGGGAGCGCAGCAGGCCUGUCUGGGAUGGGGAAUACACAGCGUGGGGAGGCGGGGGGGGUGGCUGGCAGAUUACGGGCACGGGGCAGGAUCCCAGCCGCACUGCAUGGGUUGGAGGUGAAUGCGGAUGAAAGGAGGCUACGGUGACAGGGAGGAGGGCCACAGCAGGUCCAUGGGGCACAGAGGGGAAUGCAGACCCAGGCGGGGGGCUAUGAGGUUACAGCAGGGGUCGGCAACCUUUCAGAAGUGCUGUGCCGAGUCUUCAUUUAUUCACUCUAAUUUAAGGUUUCGCGUGCCGGUAAUACAUGUUAACGUUUUUAGAAGGUCUCUCUCUAUAAGUCUAUA
Molecule: messenger RNA, 1715 nt
Organism: Chrysemys picta bellii (western painted turtle)
Lineage: Eukaryota; Metazoa; Chordata; Testudines; Emydidae
Gene: VPS37D
Product: VPS37D subunit of ESCRT-I
Biological process (GO): ubiquitin-dependent protein catabolic process via the multivesicular body sorting pathway; protein targeting to vacuole; protein targeting to membrane
Cellular component (GO): ESCRT I complex
Source: RefSeq, a predicted model, not a curated record